ACAAUGUCUCCAACUACAGUAAGGACCAUCCUAGCUCUUUUCAUAACAUUCUUUGCUCCAGAAGUGACAGGCUUCCGCCCCCUGAGGCCGAGGAACGUGAAGCUAUUGGCUGUGGAGAAUGGCCUGCAGGUCACAUGGGAGGAGCCCAAAGAGCUGGACACACGGCCUGUUGAGCGCUACAGCAUCGGCUAUGGGAAGUCCAUGAAGGCUCUGCGUUUCAUUAAAGUGGACAAAGACAAGCGCUCCCAAUUACUGGAGGAUGUAGAGCCGGGUGUUCUGCAUUUUCUGAAGAUGACUGCUGAGAACGAUGAAGGAAUGAGCAAGCCGGUCUACAGAGCAGAGACGCCACAAGGUGGAGAAUGGGUGAAACUGGAUGGAUUUGCUGUCAUGGGCUCAGUGCAAUUCAAUGGAUCAGUUACAGAGAGGAGGGCGCCCAACAAGCCGGUGCGGGUGAAGGCGCAUCCGUCGUCUGACAGCGUUUCGGUGCAGUGGAGGCCCCCGCAUUCCUCAGGACCCCAGCAGCCGGGCCGGGUCCGGAGCUACCUGCUGGGCCUGGCCCAGAACGACCGACGGAUGGACUACACGCCACUGCAGGCUGACCAAAGGAGCCACGAGAAACGAAAGCUUGCCUCUGAGUCCGUGUAUGUGGUAUCACUGCAGGCACAAAAUGCACUCGGGCAGAGCUCCCCUGUUUAUAGAGCCGUCAUGACCAAAAAAAAAACCGCAGAGCCAGAGGAGGUGCAUGACGCCAAGGACAUCACAGUGCGAGUCGUGUCCCCUCAGUCAGUGCUCGUCACCUGGGUGGACCCUGCUGUUGAAAAGGAGAAGACAGUCAGCGACUCAAGGUACUACACGGUGAGGUACAGGGAGAAGGGAGAGUCUGCCAGGUGGGACUACAGAGAGACUACACAGCGGCGCCUCCUGGUGGACUCGCUUUCUGCAGACAACAUGUAUGAGUUCUCCAUCAGGAUCUCACAGGGAGAGCGGAAUAGCAAAUGGAGCGUUUCUGUUUUUCAGAGGACCCCUGAAUCCGCCCCAUCGGGUCCACCUGAAAACUUUCUUGUUAAGCCAUUAAGAGGGAAAGGGACAGCUGUCACAGCCACCUGGGAACCACCAGAGGAAACCAAUGGGAGAAUAAGAGAAUACAUUCUUUCAUACGCCCCCGCUCUCAAACCCUUUGGAGCAAAGUCCAUUACAUAUCGUGGAAGCGCUACCUCUGCCAUUAUCGAUGGCCUUCAGCCUGGGGAACGCUAUAUUUUCAAAAUUCGUGCCGCAAACAGGAGAGGACAAGGUCCCCAGAGCAAAGCCUUCAGUGUCGCUAUGCCAACAACCAGUACGGUUGCUUCAACUCCAUCUCAACACUCCAGGAAUCAAGAUAGCCGCAGAACGAGUCACGGUUCCUCAAGGACCACAAGACCUGAUACCACAGAUAGCACAGACUCUGAUCUUCAAUCUGUGGAGGAAACAGAGGAACCCACCCAAUACACGCCAACGACCGUUAGCCCCACAACAAGAAGAAGCCGACCCCUCUCACAGACUAGAUCUUACCACAGUAUUUUUUCCUCUGUAAGAUCUAGUGUUCGCGGUGGGGGUUCAGCCACCACUCAAAGAACAGGAGGUACUUCACUGUCUCCUCAAGCUAAAGAGAAAGAAAGUAAGGAAGACAAGGAUCGUGAAUCUCCCAAGGAAAUCACAAAAGCUUCAGAGUCAUUUGAUGAGUAUGAAGAGGAAGAUGUGGAUGAGGACAACGAAGAAAAGCAGCAACUUACCACUCAAAACAACGUUGUGCACGCAAAAGCUGUGGAAGACAAGACCCACAGCAGGACUAACAGGAAGGAUGCUACAGACUCAAGCUCCGUUGUUAAACCUGCCAGUUCUGCACCAGAAAGCCCAGCCGCACCACUGAAACCAUCUUCUGGUUCGUUACCUAAAGCACCAACUAGUAGACGAAUCACCCCUGGUCUGAGACCUCGCACAUCAUCAGACUCAGAAACCAGCAAACCGAGAAGACCGAUCUCCCAUUCCUCUGUGUCUCCGACGCAGGGUUCCGACACAUCCUCUGCAUCAUCAAACAGCCAAGAGUCUGCUGCCAUAAGGAAGGACCACACAGCUAGAACUUACCCUGAAGGGAAGGAGUCAUACGACCUUGAUGGCACAGAAGUCAAACCUUCAACCCCUGCCCCACAGGAAUCCCUCCCAGAUCCGCAUGCAAAGCCUUCAUCACAAUUCCCGGGAAGGGGCAGUGCUUCCGUUCCAACCAGCCGCCACACAGCUGCUGGUGCCGUUAACGGCAGAAGGAAGAUUCCCGCUAGGGGAAAACUGAGCAGAGUCCACAAUGGUCAACGUAAACCUGGCUCCUCUUCAGCAACAUCUCAAUCCACGUUACCGACAGGUGCCCAGAGUCCACAGAGUGGUUCCCACUCUUCAAGCAGCCCGCACACAGAAAAUGAUGAAGACUACAAAGCAGAAGAAAUGGAGACUCGGGACGAGAGGCCGAGUUCUUCCUCUCAAACAACUAAUUCUCACUCCCCUUCCUUGCAUGUUCCCAGUGAGGAUACCCAUACCAAUGAAGAUGAAAAGGUAAUCAGCUCCCAGGACACGAGCUUUGACACUCUGCCAUCUUCUAGGACCAAUCUCGGCACUUCAGGACAUGGAGCAACACCUUCACUUCAAAAUCGCAAUCAAAGAUUUGGCUCUGGAAACAGGGUAAGGCAAGGCACAAGGGUCCCUUCCAGCAGAGACUCAUCCUCACCUUCAAUCGGAGCCCGUCCACCCAUUUUGAAACCCGUACCACAUUCAGAUGUGUCCAUGACCCAGGAGACAAAGGAGAAAGCAGAAACACCUUCAACGUCAUUCCCUUCAAAGAAUGAUGCCACUUCUGGUUCCUUGAAACCCUCAGGAAGUGGUUCUACAAAUCCUAUGACCUCAUCUCCUGUCUCCUCACCCUCUUCUCCUGAAGACACACACCCCAGUGAUCCCAUCCUGAAAAGCCCUGGAUCAAAGGACAGGGACAGUGAUUAUGAUUAUCACGGAAGCAAGGAUAUAUAUGGCAAACACGAAAAAAUUACUGUUACCGUGCCCCCCAAGGCAGCUACCUCAACUGUGGGAAAACCUCACAGCCCAGACUCAAGCGAUAAUGACAGCAUAGAGAGAGACUCAACGCCUGAUAAACUGGGCUCUUCCUCUGUGCCGUCUCUCCCCCGUCGACCUAUCGUGGGACCCAACGGCCGAUUUCGGUACCCCCAGCUCACAAACCGUCAGACCGGUUCUAGGUUUCCUGGUAGGUUGCUUCCAUCACAGCACACAAGGGUGGGCUCCUCUGACCCCAACUCUGCUUCAUCAAGCUUGCCGUCUUCUUCUUCCUCAUCCUCCUCUUCCUCAAGUCAGCCGGCAUCGUCCACAGACCGAGGGACCACCGUGAAUGGCGGAUCGUCCCGAGUUUCGUCCUCUCUCUACCCUCGCUCAUCCUCCAGGCAUACCCCUAGCGAACGAGCACAGACCUCAUCCUCUUCUCAGCCCUCAUCUACAGCAUCACGGGAGCCCGUUCAGGGCACAAGGACACGCUACCCGAGCCGUGCAGAUGUUGCUUUCAGAGGAAAAACACCCAGCAGUGUUUCAAAACCUACCUACGAGCAAGGGAAGAAUGGCCGUCCAAAUCUUACAGCAACCAAUGGAAAAGGUGUCUCCACAUCCAAUGGUAACACCAAACCAACAGGUCGUAAAUAUAUCAAUGGUCCUGAAGGAAUGAAGUGGAUAGUGGACUUGGAUAAAGGCGUUUUGAUGAAUGAGGACGGAAAAGUUCUACAGGAUUCCCAAGGCCGGCCUCGUCGCGUGGUCCUUGGGGAAGAUGGGCGCACUAUUUUUGAUGAUCAAGGGAGUCCACUUGUGAACCCUGAAGGGUUGGCACUGUUCGGACAUGGGAGAGACAGCAGACCAGUGGUCAACCCCAAGGAUAAGAUUUUCACUUUGGGUGGAAAGCCAAUAGUCGGCUUGGACCGUCCUACUCCGAGAACUACAACCACAACCACCACUACAGUUCCUACAACCACACCCGAACCAACAACCAUUCCGACCACUACUGAGAUGACCACUGAGGAGCCAACAACCGCACCUAUCCUUCCAACCUGUCCACCAGGAACCUAUUCUAGGAUGGACUCCCAGGGAUACCCAGUUCUGGAUGAAGAUGGUAUACUCAACUGUUACCCAGAAGAAGGGUCCGCAGGGAUGGAAAUGGAUUCCAUGGUAUCUCUCACCAUGGCGCCUGACAGGGCUGAUGCUUUUGCUAUUGAAGAAGAACACUUUGUCAUCCAGACCACAUUGCCACCAACAACUGAAGCUCCAACAACUGAAGAGCCGACAACCGAAGUUCCAACAACCGAGGCACCGACGACAACGGAAACACCAGUCCCAGAGCCAGUCAUGAAGCCUUUGAACUCCACCCCCACUUCACUGUUCGAUGCUGCCGGAAAGAAGCGAUUCACAGCACCAUACGUCAACUACAUUCGCAAGGAUCCUGGAGCUCCCUGCUCACUCACAGAGGCCCUGGAAUACCUGCAGGUGGACGUCCUGGAAAACCUCUUAGAAAAGGACAGUCACGGCAUUAACCAGCCCCCCAAGAACAAGCCCCACAACAUCACCGUGGUGGCCAUGGAGGGCUGCCAUUCCUUCGUCAUCCUGGACUGGGCACGCCCGCUCAAAGGCGACAUGGUGUCAGGGUACAUGGUACACAGUGCUUCAUACGAUGACGUCCUGAACAACCGCUGGUCCUCGAGCACAGCAACCGGCACCCAUCUGCCGGUGGAGAACCUCAAACCGAAUUCAAGAUAUUACUUCAAAGUUCAAGCAAAGAACAUUUUUGGACUUGGCCCCAUCAGUGAAACAUUUACAUAUGUCACAGAAUCAGAUGACCCUCUUCUUAUUGAAAGGCCACCAGGUGGGGAGCCAAUUUGGAUCCCCUUCACUUUCAAGUAUAACCCCACCCACAGCACCUGCAAAGGAAGCCAAUUUGUGAAACGCACCUGGUACAGGAAGUUCGUCGGGGUUGUCCUCUGCAACUCACUACGAUACAAAAUCUUUAUAGGCGAUGGACUCAGAGAAACAUUCUACAGUAUUGGAGACGCAUUUGGCUAUGGCGAAGAUCACUGUCAGUUUGUUGAUUCUUACAUGGAGGGAAGAACAGGGCCUCAUAAUCUCUCAGAAUACCUACCAACUGCUCAAGGCUUCUUCCGUUCUUAUCGCCAGGAACCAGUGCGUUUUGGCCCCAUAGGCCGUCGAACAGCUCACCCCUUUGUGGGCUGGUAUGAGUGUGGGAUCCCCAUCCCAGGAAAAUGGUAAACAAAAAUUCACCAGGAGGGCGAAAUGCGCCAAAGGGACCUGGCUCAAUCCUGCUGCAGCCUCUCUUGUAGACACAGAGAUGAACUAUCACAUACUUUGGCAAACUUAAAUCAUAUACUGCUUAAAAUGAAGAGAAUAUAAUACUUUUUUAAUAAUACUAAUAAUUCUAUGUAACCAUUACUGUGCACUUUUUAAGCAGUCUGUAUAUGGGGAAAAGCAUGUGUGCUUGGCUCAGUUAACUAUGUCUUCCAGAUCAGAGAAUUUCCAAUAAUUCAUUAAGACACAUAAACUAAUCAAACCAAAGCUUGUUGGUCACAAACAAAGAUUGUGUUAUAAUAAAGAGCAAACCUAUUUUGAGUAACGCCACAAAACCACAAAAAAGUAGAAGGCCAUGAAGGACUUAAAGUCUGAAUAUGGAUCGUAUGUGUAGUGUGUAGAGAUGGUCUGUCACUCUAGCUGUUUUUUUUUGGGGGGGAGGGGUUUUUGCACCCAUGGUUUUUAUACUCACAAAUAAGUUCUAUUUUGAUAUGUGUAAAUCCAAGAAGAUCUUGGCUGGAGGUAUUGUUUGAACAAGGUCAGGGAACAGAGUCACAUUAGCUCAGGAAUGAGGGGAAAUAAAGGUGCUAUUAGAAACCACUAACAAUUAAAACUGUUACACCUUGCCAUCUUUCAAAAAUGUAUAGCUGAACCUAUUUGAAAUGUUUAUUUUCAACAGCAAACAGAACUGG
Megalops cyprinoides (Indo-Pacific tarpon) is the source of this 6062-nucleotide messenger RNA. RefSeq names its product fibronectin type III domain containing 1 (gene fndc1). Lineage: Eukaryota; Metazoa; Chordata; Actinopteri; Elopiformes; Megalopidae. The transcript has 23 exons. The coding region runs from base 4 to 5334 and encodes 1776 amino acids. Gene Ontology annotation, molecular function: protein binding. The record is from RefSeq and is a predicted model, not a curated record.